This is a messenger RNA of Drosophila erecta, 1595 nucleotides long. RefSeq names its product phenoloxidase-activating factor 2. Gene Ontology annotation, molecular function: serine-type endopeptidase activity. Gene Ontology annotation, biological process: proteolysis. Bases 174 to 1517 code for a protein of 447 amino acids. NCBI's taxonomy places the organism in Eukaryota, Metazoa, Arthropoda, Insecta, Diptera, Drosophilidae. The transcript has 2 exons. The record is from RefSeq and is a predicted model, not a curated record.
AGUCAGUCGAAAACGCGUCGCGGCUCUUGAAAGUAGUACAAAGUGAACUGCGCAUUGAUCUAGCUGAAGUCGUGGGGUUAUUCGGAUCUCAAACAAAUUCCCAACAAUUUGUUUGGCGCAGUUGAGCGGAGCGAACGAGUGCGGUUUUUCCCAUACGAAUUCCAGUCGACGCCAUGAAUGUGGAGCAGGUGUUGCUGAUCAGUCUGGCACUGGUUUCCCUCGCACCAGCGGGUCACUCGAUCCGCACCUGCGGGAGCCACCAGGUUUGCGUUAGCAAGCAAAGGUGCGACGAGACGGAUGAUUCCGGCAAGGGGAAGCUGGUCAAGCGCAUACUGGACAACAGCUGCGGGCUUGGCUUGGAGUGCUGCGAUAAGGAGCAGCUGGAGAACUACGACGCCUAUCAGGCCGAAGUCGAGAACCGGAAUCGGCGACGGGGCAAUCCCUGGUCCUCCUCGGAUAACCCCCUAUCAGCCGCUCCGGUCUACAAAAGCUGCGGCGUCCGGCGAGAGUGUGUCCCGCGGCACCUCUGCACCACCGGAGUGGUCAACGAGGAUGGCCGGUACAUCAUCAAGCCGCGCAUCAAUGAGGACAGCAACUUCGGCUGCCGAAUCGUGGAGGAGUGCUGUCCGCUGGACGACCAGAUCGAGGAGGGUCGCAAUCCCAUCCAGCGCAACGUGAAGGACUUCCUUCUGAAGGGCUGCGGCUACAGCAAUCCCAAGGGGCUCUACUACCAGCUGGAUGGGUACAACAAUGGCGAGUCCGUCUUCGCCGAGUUCCCCUGGACAGUGGCGUUUAUGGACAUGGAGGGCAACUACGUCUGCGGCGGCACCCUGAUCCACCCGCAGUUGGUGCUGACCAGUGCACACAACGUGUUCAACCAAACUGAGGACUCGCUGCUGGUUCGAGCUGGAGACUGGGACCUGAACAGCCAGACAGAGCUGCACCCCUACCAGAUGCGGGCUAUCAGCGAGAUUCAUCGCCACGAGAACUUCAACAACCUGACCUUGUACAACGACAUUGCUCUGGUGGUGCUGGAGCGGCCUUUCCAGGUGGCACCGCACAUCCAGCCCAUCUGCCUGCCGCCGCCAGAGACGCCCCGAAUGGAGGCCGAGUUGCGGAGUGCCCACUGCCUGGCCACUGGCUGGGGGCACAGAAACAGCACGUCCCGCACCAUGGAGAACCUGCUGAAGCGCAUCGAGCUGCCGGCGGUGGACCACGAGUCCUGCCAGAGCUUGUUGCGGCGCACUGUCCUUGGGCGCCGCUACCGCCUCCAUCCGAGCUUCAUUUGUGCCGGCGGCGUGAAGGGCAAGGACACCUGCAUGGGCGACGGCGGCUCCCCGCUGUUUUGCACUUUGCCUGGGCAGAAGGAUCGCUACCAGCUGGUGGGCAUCGUGUCCUGGGGCAUCGAGUGCGCCGAGGAGGAUGUGCCCGCGGCCUACACCAAUGUGGCCUAUUUGCGGAGCUGGAUCGAUGAGCAGGUGACGCGGAGCGGGUUCCCAUUAAUAGAGGGCUUUUAGUUGUUAGGUUAGGUGCACAGUUAGCAUGUAAAUCAAUCUCAAAUAAAAUUACUUUAAUUAUUUGCAGUUACAGUCCGU